UGUGGUUCGGAGCGCGAGCGGAUGCAGUGCGCGUUUCAUUGGUGAAUAGAGGGAUCCCUUGUGAUGCCCCCCCACUUCCCUCUCUCCCUCUCGCGCGCGCGCUGUCUGCGAGUGAGUUAGCGUUAAUGGCUCCUCCUGCGCGAGAGAGAGAGAGACACCGAGCUCCAGCACCGAGUCGAGCAGCACAGGGGCAGCUGUCCCAACACCCCGAAAAAAAAAAAAAAAAAAAAAACAACAACCUAGCUCUCCGUCAGCGGAAUUCGAAGUGUUUACGCAUUGACUUGGUUGAUUUUAAACACAGGAUCCUCAUGUUAACGACUAAAGACGAACGUUAGAGGAAAGGGUUGUUAUUUUUUGAAACAAGCAAACACACACACACACACACACACUCACACACAAAAAAAAAAAAAAAAAGCCAACUCGCCAAAUGAACUCCGUCAGAGCGACUAACAGAAGACCCAGGCGAGUAUCGAGGCCGCGCCCGGUGCAGCCCGAGAGGAACAACGGCGAAAGAGAUGAGGACGUCCCUGCAGAUGUGGUUGCAGAAGAAUCUGGUCCAGGAGCUCAAAACAGUCCAUACCAACUCCGCAGAAAGUCCUUGUUGCCCAAGAGAACCGCGUGUCCCACAAAAAGCAGUAUGGAGGGAGCCUCCACUUCAGCGACAGAAACGUUUGGUCACAGAGCAAAACGUGUCCGAGUGUCAGGGAAGUCCCAAGACCUUCCAGCUUCCCCUGCAGAACAGUAUCUCCAAGAAAAGCUUCCAGAUGAGGUGGUCCUGAAGAUUUUUUCCUACCUGCUGGAGCAAGACCUAUGCCAGGCUGCUUGUGUCUGUAAGCGCUUUAGUGAGCUAGCUAACGACCCUAUUCUCUGGAAGCGAUUGUACAUGGAAGUGUUUGAGUACACGCGGCCCAUGAUGCAUCCAGAGCCAGGGAAAUUCUACCAGAUAAACCCUGAAGAAUAUGAGCAACCCAAUCCAUGGAAGGAAAGCUUUCAGCAACUGUAUAAAGGAGCACAUGUAAAGCCUGGCUUUGCAGAACAUUUUUACAGCAAUCCAGCUAGAUACAGCAGAGAGAAUAUGCUGUACUAUGACACCAUUGAGGAUGCACUGGGAGGAGUUCAGGAGGCCCACUUUGAUGGGCUGAUAUUCGUUCAUUCUGGAAUCUACACAGAUGAAUGGAUCUACAUCGAGUCCCCCAUUACAAUGAUUGGUGCAGCUCCUGGAAAAGUAGCUGAUAAAGUUGUCAUUGAGAACACUAGAGAUUCAACAUUUGUGUUUAUGGAAGGUUCAGAAGAUGCAUAUGUCGGUUACAUGACCAUUAGGUUCAACCCAGAUGAUAAAUCAGCUCAGCAUCACAAUGCACAUCACUGCCUGGAGAUCACAGUGAACUGCAGCCCGAAUAUUGACCACUGCAUCAUCCGCAGCACCUGCACAGUGGGGUCAGCAGUGUGUGUAAGUGGCCAAGGUGCAUGUCCCACUAUCAAGCACUGCAACAUCAGUGACUGUGAAAAUGUGGGACUCUACAUCACCGACCAUGCGCAGGGCAUUUAUGAAGAUAAUGAAAUCUCCAACAAUGCAUUAGCGGGGAUCUGGGUGAAAAACCAUGGCAACCCAAUCAUCCGGCGGAACCAUAUCCAUCAUGGCAGGGACGUUGGUGUUUUCACAUUUGACCAUGGCAUGGGCUACUUUGAGAGCUGCAACAUCCACAGAAACAGAAUUGCAGGUUUUGAGGUAAAGGCGUAUGCCAACCCCACAGUGGUGCGCUGUGAAAUUCACCACGGCCAGACAGGAGGCAUCUACGUGCACGAGAAGGGCCGGGGCCAGUUCAUAGAGAAUAAGAUCUACGCUAAUAACUUUGCUGGUGUGUGGAUCACAUCAAAUAGUGACCCCACCAUUAGGGGUAAUGCCAUCUUCAAUGGAAACCAAGGGGGCGUUUACAUAUUUGGUGAUGGUAGAGGUCUCAUAGAGGGCAAUGAUAUUUAUGGAAACGCCCUGGCUGGUAUUCAGAUCCGAACCAACAGCUGCCCUAUAGUCAGACACAACAAGAUACAUGAUGGACAGCAUGGCGGAAUCUAUGUGCACGAGAAGGGCCAGGGUGUUAUUGAGGAGAAUGAAGUGUACAGCAACACUCUGGCAGGAGUGUGGGUGACCACGGGGAGCACGCCGGUGCUCAGGCGGAACAGGAUACACAGCGGAAAGCAGGUUGGAGUGUAUUUCUACGAUAAUGGCCAUGGAGUAUUGGAAGAUAACGAUAUCUACAACCACAUGUACUCUGGCGUACAAAUCAGAACUGGAAGCAACCCUAAGAUUAGACGAAACAAAAUCUGGGGAGGGCAGAAUGGAGGCAUUCUUGUUUACAACUCUGGGUUGGGCUUCAUUGAGGACAAUGAGAUAUUUGACAAUGCCAUGGCAGGAGUAUGGAUCAAGACCGACAGCAACCCCACCCUACGCAGGAACAAGAUCCAUGACGGCCGGGAUGGCGGUAUCUGCAUAUUCAACGGCGGAAGGGGAUUGCUGGAGGAAAAUGACAUCUUCAGAAACGCCCAGGCUGGCGUCCUCAUUAGUACCAACAGUCACCCAGUGUUGAGGAAGAACCGAAUAUUUGAUGGCUUUGCUGCAGGUAUUGAGAUAACAAACCAUGCUACCGCAACUUUAGAAGGCAAUCAAAUAUUCAAUAACCGAUUUGGAGGGCUGUUUCUUGCCUCUGGCGUCAACGUCACAAUGAAAGACAACAAAAUUAUGAACAAUCAGGAUGCCAUAGAGAAAGCUGUGAGCAGAGGUCAGUGCCUGUACAAGAUUUCCAGUUACACCAGCUAUCCCAUGCACGAUUUUUACAGGUGCCACACCUGUAACACAACAGACAGAAAUGCAAUCUGCGUGAACUGUAUUAAGAAGUGCCACCAAGGGCAUGAUGUCGAGUUUAUACGACAUGAUAGGUUUUUCUGUGACUGUGGUGCGGGAACGCUGUCGAACCCUUGCACGUUAGCUGGAGAGCCGACACAUGACACGGACACUCUGUAUGACUCGGCACCUCCUAUAGAGUCUAACACAUUACAACACAACUGAGGCUCACCCUGUUCUCCAUCUCGGCACCCUGGUCUUUAAUUUUAUCCUGUCUACAAAGCAAGAGCUUCUAUAACUUUUUGGUCUUAGAAAGACUCUGCGUACAAAGCGACAGGACAACAAACCUUUUAAACUUGAAUAAAUUGUUGUAUGGUAAAGGAAACCAUCUCUGCCUAUUUGCUGGAUAGAGAUGUCUCGAUAUUGUUUAAAGCGUUCUGAUGCAAGCGGAGGUGAGAGAUUCCCUGUUCAUUUUCAGUUGGCUCUCAAUCUGCAGAGAGUUACUAGAUGACUAAAGCUUUGGAAGAGUUAAGAGCUGCACAGAGAAGCAAUAUGUUGACUCAGGAUUCUGGAGAUUAAGAGAAGAGACGACAGUGGCAUCAACUUUCAGCAGAAGAACGAUGGAAACGUCCAAACCGAUAAGCCUGUGCAGUCUCUGUGUUGCGUGCAGGUUCAGGUAAAGUUCUUUUGCAGGUUUGUACAGACGUAACGGUGGCCAGAAACACACAGCCAUCUCCCCUCCCCCAGAGACGCUGCCUGGAUAAGAGGGAGAGCCAUGAUGACAUGGCUUCCUUGGCAACUGUUUCUAGGUAACAGAUAUACUGGUUACAUGUAUGGUUAAAAAAAAAAAAUGGAAAAAAAAUGUGGUUAGCACUUGCUUUUUUUUUUUGUUUGUUUUUUUUUCCUUUUUUUUUAAACGUUAAUGUUAUUCUGAUCAACAAAUAUGAUUUUAAUGCUUUCUCAUGUAGUUUUGUAUUUUCAAGCAAAAAUCUUACAGUAUUUGAAUGUCUUUUAUUUUAUUAUAUAUUAUAAUUAUUAUUGUUAUUAAUAUUUUCGUUAGCGCAUGUUAGGCUUGUAAUCAUACUGUGUCUCAGCAUAUAAAUUCUUUCUGUGAAAGAGGAAUAGUGAAAAAAAAAAAGAUUUGGAAAACACUACAAUGUCCUCCAGCUAUGGUUUUCGAUAGGCAAGGUGUGGAACAGUUGUCAAAUGUGUGGCAGUUUUUUGUUUUUUUCUUUUAUUUAUUUUGCCCCCUCCAACUUUUUUUUUAAAUGUCUGCCUCAAUGUUUGAAAAAGUAAUAUUUAACCAGACUUUAAAGUGCUAAUAAGGUCCCAAAGGAAAUGGAAGUGUUUUUGAACACUGGAACACUUAUAAUGUUUGUGAAGUCCUGCUUCACUUACACUUUUAUUCUUGUCCAUAGAAUUAAUUUCAUGGACAGUGAUGAGUAUAUCUCCCAGUUUUAUUAGAAUAUAUUAUUUUUCUUUUGGCUCUUGGCCCAUUUAUGUGCCUGUUUUUUGUGUGAUGAAUAUAAUAAUUGAAAAGCAUUGCUGGAGUUUGCCAUGUUUUAAGGCCCUGGCCUCUUCGAAGCUGAAACACAAAUCUCUAAGGCCUCAUUUGUCUUUUUGCCCCUCUCUUCAUCCCCAUCUCUGUGUAAUGUGGUGACUGUGGCUUCUCAUGCUGCCGCAAUUGUAUGCAUGUACCAUAACAUCUAGACUUAAUAUAUUGUGAAGUAUUCAAUAACCAUUACGUAGAUGCUAGUGUGAAUUCAAAAAGGGUUUAAUUUCCUAGAAAACAAAAGAAAAAGGAAACUGGUCAUUUUUAAGAAAAUAAACUUUAUUAGAUCAUG
This is a messenger RNA of Neoarius graeffei (lesser salmon catfish), 4683 nucleotides long. It is a transcript of the gene fbxo11b, whose product is annotated as F-box protein 11b. Gene Ontology annotation, biological process: ubiquitin-dependent protein catabolic process; protein ubiquitination; regulation of apoptotic process. Gene Ontology annotation, molecular function: protein binding; zinc ion binding. The record is from RefSeq and is a predicted model, not a curated record. Lineage: Eukaryota; Metazoa; Chordata; Actinopteri; Siluriformes; Ariidae.